This is a messenger RNA of Pseudocercospora fijiensis CIRAD86, 591 nucleotides long. RefSeq lists its product as uncharacterized. The transcript is spliced from 5 exons. The record is from RefSeq and is a predicted model, not a curated record. The coding region runs from base 1 to 591 and encodes 196 amino acids. NCBI's taxonomy places the organism in Eukaryota, Fungi, Ascomycota, Dothideomycetes, Mycosphaerellales, Mycosphaerellaceae.
AUGUGGAGCAUUGUGCUCCAACCAACCAACUACAGCGGCAAUCUGGUAUGUAUUGCGCGUAACUGCGACGCUGAGGUUGCGGAUCUUCGCCUCACAAAAACUGACGCGCGACACCAUAUCCUGUCUCCGGCCAAUUUCUGCGAGAAUUCGCAGCCUUUCAACUGCUGCAUCGAACGGCGGAGCGGCGAGGAAAGCGGAGGACGACAUGGCGGCGAGGCGGCGAGGCGAGGCGAUCUCCAGCGGUUUCAAAGUGUGAAGGACCACUCAGACAAGAUGGUCCCUGCUAGGCUGGACGGAUGCUUCAGUUUUGCGAAUGCUCUGAAUCUCUGGUUCCGCAUCUGGCAUUCACUACAUGGCUACUACUCCAAGCUACCUACUCGCCCCAAAGUGACCAGGUGGUGGUCCCCGACUCCGGGCUUGCGACUACCCUCGAACAUUACAGUCCCGAGCGGGACUCCAGACAUGCGACUGCUCUUUAAGACCAUACUCCCGCGCGGGACCUUGAGGCUGCGACUGCUUCGAUCAACGGUCAGAAGUACCAACCUCGAGGCAGACAAUCGUAUGAAACCUUCUAAAGUAGAAGCCGUAUAG